AUGGGGAGAAAUCUCAUUAAAAAUGGAUGCGGAGAAGAGGAAUUUGAAUUCUGGGAAAUUGAUCAGAAUGGAGGAGAUGGCUGGAAGGUGGAAGAGGUUCCCGGAGACUGUGGAGCUACAUUUCCAGAUGACGGUGUCAAGAAAUACUUUGCUUCAUCCUUUGAAUGGUGCAGUAAGUUUCAGGUGAUUGAUCUAGUCAGUGAAGGCUUUUCGGAAGAGGCCUUAGACAAUGAGCAGCCCAGCAUUGUGGUCAGUGACUGGUACUGUGGCCGGACAGAUGCGGGCUGUCUAUAUGAUCUCUGUGUAGAGCUUCUCUCUGAAACCCGUGAUGUGAUCACUGAACACAAGAGUGACACCAUCGCAGUUCCACAGUCUGCUGAUAGCACCUGGAACGAGAUCACUCACACGUUUUCUGGUUACGGUCCAGGAGUGCGCUUUGUCCAGUUCAAGCAUGGCGGUCAGGACUCCGUCUUCUGGAAGGGCUGGUUCGGAGUCCGUGUGACCAACAGCUGCGUCAGAGUUGAAGCUUAA
Molecule: messenger RNA, 531 nt
Organism: Staurois parvus
Lineage: Eukaryota; Metazoa; Chordata; Amphibia; Anura; Ranidae
Source: the annotation of a GenBank genome assembly